AUGCAGUUGGCCAAGUUCCUUUCUCUCGCCGUUGUGGCUAUCGCCCCGGCUCUGGCUGUCUCGACUACGGAUGCUCUCCUCUACUCUCUUGAUCUGUACCGGGGAACCUUCAUCCACAGUGAUGGUGACGCCUCGUGUAUCACUACUCCCGAGGGCAUCAUCCACUCCGUCGAGCUGGCCCCCGGCAUGACCUGUAACUUGUACUUCCAACCCAGCUGCGGUGGCGACCCGUUCCCUCUGAAGCUCGAUAGCCCAUCGCUCGUUCGCGACAUUGGAAGCGCGGCGCUCAGUGCCCGGUGCCGGAAGUGA
This is a messenger RNA of Aspergillus heteromorphus CBS 117.55, 309 nucleotides long. RefSeq lists its product as uncharacterized. Lineage: Eukaryota; Fungi; Ascomycota; Eurotiomycetes; Eurotiales; Aspergillaceae. The coding region runs from base 1 to 309 and encodes 102 amino acids. The record is from RefSeq and is a predicted model, not a curated record. The transcript is spliced from 4 exons.